UUAGCGAAUCUGCUAGACUUCAGUCAGUGGUGGUUCUGCGCAAGAUGGCGACCUCUGGUAAACAAUACGGGCUCGUUUUUCCUCGGAAGAACGCCUCAAAAUCUGUCCCUCUUCCCCGACCAUCUGUGUUUGAAGAUGAUUCAGAUGAUGAGGCCACCGUUGGGCAGAGUUUGCUGAAGGAAGCCCUCAAAAAGAAGAUGAUGAAACAGACACGUCUUGAGAUGCAAAAAGCUCUUGAAGAGGACAGCACGGUUUAUGAGUAUGACAGUGUGUAUGAUGAUCUUCAGAAACAGAAAGUGGAAAGCAAUAAAAAAAUGCUGGGUGGCACAGACAGAAAGCCCAAGUAUAUUAACCAGCUGCUCGUCGCCGUGGAGGAGAGAAAAAAGGAACAAGAGCGACGUGAUGAGAGGAAGAUCCAAAAAGAGAGAGAAGCGGAGGGCGAGCAGUUUGCUGAUAAAGAGGCUUUUGUAACCUCAGCUUAUCGACAGAAGCUUAAAGAAAGACAGGAGGAGUUGGAGAAAGAGAAGAGAGAAGCAGAGCUGGAAGCUGCUCUGGAUGUGAAGAAGCAGAAGGAUCUCAGUGGAUUUUAUAGACAUCUUCUCAACCAAACAGUUGGAGAGGAGGCAGUGCCUGAUCGUAGUGCAAAAAAAGAGGAGAAAGCUACAGGCUCAGCAGCAACAGAAAAGUCAUCGACCACUGAACCCCCACCAAAACAAAGUGAGAGCAGGGCAGAAUCCCACAGUGAUGAGGAUCAGGGGGAAAACAGAACAGAAUUUACCAAGACCACCAACACUAACCACUCAAAGCGCCACUACAGACAAAAAUCUCCUUCAGACAGUGAGGAUGAGCAAGAAAGGGAUAGGAAGGAGGCCAGAGAAAGAAGCCACAAAGAAAGAGACAAGGGUAAGGAUAAAGAGAGAGAGAGGGUGAGGGAAAGAGACAGGGAGGACAGAUACAGUUACCGAAAGGAAGACAAAGAACGCAGAAGAGACAGAGAACAGGAUAGAGAAGACAACAGAGGCCGAGAUAGAGAUGACAGACGUGGUAAAAAGGACAGAGAUAUAGAAGACAGACAUGGUCGAAGAGACAGAGAUGCCAAACGGGACAGAAGGGACAACAGCCCCAAAGACAGAGAACAGAAGGGAGAAGAAAUGCAAGAGACACACAAGGAUGGAGAAAGCCAUAAGCUGGACAGCAAAGAAAAAAACACAGAUGUGGAGAAAAUGGAGAGGAAGACUGACAGCGAUAAGGCGAAAGAAAAGGCCAAAGAAGAUGAAGAUAAAAGUGAUGGACGGAAGGAAGUUGGCAAAUUUGCCAAACGCAGCAGUGAACAGACGGUUAUGUCAGCCAGAGAGAGAUAUAUGGCUCGACAGCUUUCUCGCUCUGCAGCAAGACCCCAUGUUGAAAAGGAGGAAGACUAGAUGGUUUAUGGUGCAUGUUAGGGUUUCUUUCAGAUACAAAAUACACGUUUGGUUAAAGCAAAUAAAUUUACUAAUUAUUCACCAAUAUUGAGGAUAAGUGAGUUUUUUUUUUGUAUGUCUUAAAUUUCAUGUAUAUACAGUUGUGCCAUAGUAAUAAUAAAGAGACAGACAUGUUGA
Triplophysa dalaica is the source of this 1598-nucleotide messenger RNA. It is a transcript of the gene nsrp1, whose product is annotated as nuclear speckle splicing regulatory protein 1. The record is from RefSeq and is a predicted model, not a curated record. Lineage: Eukaryota; Metazoa; Chordata; Actinopteri; Cypriniformes; Nemacheilidae. The transcript is spliced from 7 exons. The coding region runs from base 45 to 1421 and encodes 458 amino acids. Gene Ontology annotation, biological process: regulation of alternative mRNA splicing, via spliceosome.